AUGCCUUCCUUUAGUGGAAACGUCGACUGUGCAUCCUCGAAAAACUCUCGACAUUCACAAGUACGUCUUUCGUGCGUGCUCUCUAAUUACUGUGCAGAUUCGUUAAAGAUUUCCGUGGUGGACCAGGAAAAAUCCGUCUGCUGCAGCGAAGAUGUGGUUCACGCUUUCAUUUCAUUUCUGGAGCCAAAUCGUCAGGGGACGGUGAUGCUUGUAUGCAACUACAGGGUUCGUUGCAUUUCUUUUGACCACUUCGAGGAGCUGAACCGAUGGGUUAGAAUCUUGAACACUCAUCUCACUUGCAGCUACUUUCAUGCUGAUCUGAUCAUGGCAUCAAAGGAGAGCAAACUGUCAAGCCACGCGAAACGCCGACGUCGACACCAGCUCAGUAUUUGGUCUUCGAAACGUUCGCAACACAGUGCUGCUGUCGGCACCAACAGUGCAGGAGUGUUCCGUUCGUUUAUCAAUGCUUCUGACGAUGGUUAUCUUCAUGUUACUCGGGAUCGAAUUUACUUCACAACGGGGCCUGGUUGCGCCCAUCCACGUCUCUUGGCUACUUGGAGUUUUGACAACGAUGAACUUGUUCAGUGUGGCACUGCUCGGAUCAAAACAAACGAGGACACGGAACAGUUGGAUGUUGAUCGGGCCUCUUUGUUCUUUUUGACUGCUUCGCCUUACCAUCCCGAAGCUCCCGGGUGUCACCUGUUCCUUUCGGACCGGGCCACUGAGCUUUGCGAGUGGAUCGAGAACAACAAUCAGUCGGCAAUCUAUCAAGCCGAAUGGCGUCGCCUCACAUCGAUUGCCGCUGUGCUGGAUACACCAUUCUCUUCUGGCCCAGGCCCGUUAGGCUUGAUGAGCACCUCGGACCAGACCUUAUCCGACCAUUCACAUACGACCCCGUUUAAUGUGGUGCACACCACGCAACUUGGCACAUCACGUGCUUCUACUCAAUGUUGUCAGUGUUCCCUUGCCAAUGAGUACUGUUCACUGGAGAGAAUUCAACGGGAAGAGGCUGAUGAUACUGUGAGUCCUUCUGCAUCCUUAUUCGUUCUGGGAAUACUGAGUCAACAUAUCCCAUUUCAAGCUUGGCCAUCGUGUGGUGUCACCAGCCAGGUCGCCUUACUUUUUGCAUGCAGCAGGGUGGGUAAGCGAAAACACGAUAUUGCUAACGCCCAUCUUACACUUCCACGUUCUCCUUCUUCCACCCUACCCUACCCGAAUUUGAACACUCUCCGCAGCACUAAGACUGACCAUUUUGCGCACCGUGCAUCACACACAGCUGCAGUUUCUGUACGCCUGAGUUCAGUAACAACUAUAAACACCUCGAAGUCUGUUUUUAUACCCCUAGAGCCUGUCUACCUGACCGCCGUUAAUGUUCGCACACUGAAGCAAGCAGGACAAAAGGCGGCUCUUGCUCGUACGCUGGAUUCCAUCUGCAUUGAUGUAUGCUGCCUCUUAGAAACAAGGCUACAGGACGCAAGUACUGUGUUCGAACCGACUAGUCCCUAUCUCUGUUGCAGGUUCCGGCUGCGCACCUCUAGUGAUGCAGAGGCCUCUGCAGCUGGAUAUGCUGGAGUGGGUGUUGUUUUGAGUGACCGAGUGGAAGCGUCCAUGCUUGAUUGGAUAUCCGUUGAUAUGAGGUCCAUCGCACCGUUUAUUGUGUUUGCUUACGCCCCAACUGACUGUAGCUCUGCAUCUGCAGAGGACAGUUUCCAUGACACUCUAGGUGUCCUUUUACAUCGGGCUAAAAGCUCGGAUAUCGUUGUGGUUGCUGGUGAUAUUGAAGUCCAGGUAGAGAAACUAAGCACCGAUAGGGCCCGAUUGGGUGUUCGUCUGAGAUUGGACACGAGACGCAUGGAUGACGAAGACCGCCUGCUUCAAAUGUGUACCGGUCACAUACUGUUUCUUUGUAGUACGAAUUUCCGGAACAGCGGAAAUCGCUUGACAACGUGGUGCCCACCAACAAACCAGUCACGAACCCAAAUAGACCCCACCGCCGUCAGUUGUCGGUGA
Molecule: messenger RNA, 2010 nt
Organism: Opisthorchis viverrini
Lineage: Eukaryota; Metazoa; Platyhelminthes; Trematoda; Opisthorchiida; Opisthorchiidae
Exons: 5
Coding region: 1-2010 (669 amino acids)
Source: RefSeq, a predicted model, not a curated record